AUGCAGCUGGAGACGGCGCUGGACGUGCUGCACCGCUCUGCCCCGGUGGGGGCGGAGGCGGCCGCGGCUGAGUACCACUUCAAGCUGGGCAGGAUCUACUGGUCUCUUGGCGGCGAGCUGCGCCGCGACCGCGACUUCGCACACGCCCAGUUCCUGGAGGCAGCCGGCGAGGAGGACACGCCGUGGCAGGCCCCCGCGUUCGAGUGGCUCGGCCACUGGUACCGCUCCGUCGCCGGCGACGCGGCGCGUGCCCGCAAGUGCUACUCGCGCGCCCUGGCGCUCGACCCGAGCCUGGCCGGCGCCGGCGACGCGCUGUGCGCGCUGUUGCUAGGAGAGCCUCUGCCCGACGACGACACGCAGGGGCAGGACGACGGCCAGCCGCCGCAGCAGCCAUCGCGGGCAGCUUCCGAGCAGCUUCCUGCCUCCGCGUUCGCGCUGACGGCGGCGCUGCCACCGCCACCAGCCAAGGCGGGGGACGCUGAGCUGGCACGUGCGGUGUGCGAGGAGGCGCUGGCGGCGCAGCCCCAGGGGGCGCUGUGGGCGCGCGCGCGGCUGGCGCGGCUGCAGCUGGACGCUCGCGAGUGCGCGGCGGCGGCGGCGUCGUACCAGGCCGCGAUCCGCGCGGCGCCGGCGGACGCGGCGCUGUGGGAGGGGCUGGGGGCGGCGUACCAGGCCCUUGGCCGCCACAGCUCCGCCCUGAAGGCCUAUGAGAGGGCCCUGGAGCUGGCCCCUGAGCGCCUGUUCAGCCUGGCGCAGGCGGGGGCGCUGCUGUACAUGGCGGGACGCCACGCUGACUCAGCAGACAG
Molecule: messenger RNA, 806 nt
Organism: Monoraphidium neglectum
Lineage: Eukaryota; Viridiplantae; Chlorophyta; Chlorophyceae; Sphaeropleales; Selenastraceae
Product: Tetratricopeptide repeat protein 37
Exons: 4
Cellular component (GO): Ski complex
Molecular function (GO): protein binding
Source: RefSeq, a predicted model, not a curated record